CAUCCCCAAAAAGUGAGAGGGCAGGAAUUCAAGCAGUUGAUGAAUAUCCCUGCAGGAGUGAGUAGGGGGGAGUGAGAGAUCAGGACACGGACCGAGGGAAAAAUCCACACCUUUCCCAGAGUGAUUACAGAAAGCGGUGCGUUUGUGCGCGUCCUUUCCGUUGAGCACCUCCGCGGACUUACGCGUAAAGACAAUCAAUGAAGGAGAGAAGAUCUAUCCAGAAACUGUCCCUUCAGCCCGGAAUGGAUCCGAGUCAGAGCCUCAAAUGUAAGAUCGUGGUCGUGGGGGACAGUCAGUGUGGGAAAACCGCUCUGCUCCACGUUUUUGCCAAGGACUGUUUCCCUGAGAAUUAUGUCCCCACUGUGUUUGAGAAUUACACAGCAAGUUUUGAGAUUGACAAGCAGAGAAUAGAGCUCAGCCUGUGGGACACCUCAGGAUCCCCGUAUUAUGACAACGUCAGACCACUCUCGUAUCCAGACUCAGACGCCGUCAUUAUAUGUUUCGACAUCAGCCGACCAGAGACCCUAGACAGUGUUCUAAAGAAGUGGAAAGGGGAGAUCCAGGAAUUCUGUCCCAACACAAAGAUGCUGCUCGUCGGAUGCAAGUCAGACCUGAGAACAGAUCUCACGACAUUAGUGGAGCUUUCCAACCACAGGCAGACGCCGGUUUUGUCCUAUGAUCAGGGUUCUGCUAUGGCUAAGCAGAUAUCCGCACCUUACAUCGAGUGCUCCGCAGUGCAGUCGGAGAGAGAACAGGUGCGGGACAUUUCAGUGGCGACGCUGGCAUGCGUAAAUAAGAACAACAAAAACAUCAAGCGCAACAAAUCGGCACGCUCCACCAAGCGCAUCUCGCAUAUGCCCAGCCGACCAGAACUCGCUGCUGUGGCAACAGACCUACGCAAAGACAAAGCAAAGAGUUGCACGGUAAUGUAAUGCAAGGUGUUCGGGGAGUUCAAAUAAUAAUAAUUGAGUCUGGGAAACGGUGAGGGUGGAAAAGAAUUGGAAUUGCCUCUGAAGUGCUGGAGCCGGGAGUGUUUACUCGAUGUCCCUGAAGGUGUCUCCGGUUUUGAGGGUUCUACUUCUUCUUACCAGAACUUGAAAAACUUGUGGACGAAAAGCCAAACUACGGCCCCAACCACCUCUCCUAAACUUAUCCACUCAGCAGGAGGAUGUCACCACCCUCUCGGCCAAUGGGAGGCCUUCCUUCCUGCUCCUGGACGUGAAACUGCUUCCUCUCUGGAGGGUUCCUUCUGGAAGCUUCUUUCUGUAGGAAAGGAAGGAGGAAGGGGAUCGCAUAACCAUUGAGUCCAGAGUUCCGCUGAGCUAUUUUUAAAAGAUGCACGAUUUCGGUUGGUGUUAACAAUGGGAACUGGUGAAGAUGGACUUCCACAAUGGUGACUAUUGGAAACAUCUCGAUUCCUCCUUUUUUUUGUGUCUGUACAGCUAAGUCAGGAGGAUAUGAACGAGAGUAUCACUGCGGUCACGGAUCACUUCCUCCUUCGAUCUUCUGUUUUGCUCCUUCUGUAGACCAAGAAGCACGAGUUUGUGUGUGUGCGUGUGGUUUUUCGUUUUCUUAUGCUAAGCUCAGCUAAAACUGUCACCAUGGAUACACCGCUGGUAUAACUCGCACUGUUUUCUGUAUUACUCCUCAUAAUCACAUUACGGUCAUUAGGAUUCAGAAACAGAAUAACCAAAGAGCUGGAAGGUUUUCAAGCGGAUGACUCAAAUGUUUGUCGUUCUGGAGUGCAUUGUUGGAUGCGUAUUUGUGGAUCAAUGAAAGCUUCUGUCACGGUUCUGUAAGAACAAGGUUCGCUGGGCAACGUUGGAGAAUUGAGUUGAUCCGUUAGUGUUCAUUUGCAUUCAGUUUAUCCCCGAAGGGGGCUUUCGCAAUGACAGCGGUGUGUGCA
Messenger RNA from Danio aesculapii, 1906 nucleotides. It is a transcript of the gene rnd3a, whose product is annotated as Rho family GTPase 3a. Gene Ontology annotation, biological process: small GTPase-mediated signal transduction. Gene Ontology annotation, molecular function: GTP binding; GTPase activity. NCBI's taxonomy places the organism in Eukaryota, Metazoa, Chordata, Actinopteri, Cypriniformes, Danionidae. The record is from RefSeq and is a predicted model, not a curated record.